AUGGAUUCCAAGUUAGAAGAAGAGGCUAGCAUACCAACUCUCUAUAACGCCGUAGAGCGCUUUCGAAACAAUCUACGCUUAACUCGUGCUACUUCUACGAAAUCCUCCUUACACACGUUAUUUACUGCCACGUUGCAAGAAGAAGAGGCCUCAGAGCUGGCUGCUGACUCAGCAGCUUCAGCAGAAAAAGCGCCGUCAGAAACGAAGAAGUACUCUAACUGCCUUUGUGGCAAAAAGCAUGCGUUUUCUAUGUGCCCUUAUCUCAUUGAGCAGCGCAGGCCAAGCAGCGCAAGCCUAAAGGCUGGAGUCCUGUUGAUCGCAUAUGCCACGUUGCAAGGAGAAGAGGCCUCAGAGCUGGCUGCUGACUCAGCAGCGUCAGCAGAAAAAGCACCGUCAGAAACGAAGAAAUACUCUAACUGCCUUUGUGGCGAAAAGCAUACGUUUUCUAUGUGCCCCUAUCUCAUUGAGCAGCGCAGGCCUAAAGGCUGGAGUCCUAUUGAUCGCAUUCAGAAGGAGAUUAACGAGAAAUUGAAGAAUCCUGCUCUCAAGAGAGCCGUUAAACGCGCUCAAAGCGCAGCGAAUAAGCUUCAAGAGCGAUCGAAGAAGCAGAAACAGCAGUCCGAACUUCCAGAGGACUCUAACGAGCAGCAUUCUGCACCAUCAACGCCGCUGGCGUCGUUCGCCACCGAUUGGGAUAGCUAUGAGCUCCGAGAUACGUGGAUUCUCGAUUCAGGCGCCAAUUAA
Molecule: messenger RNA, 744 nt
Organism: Endocarpon pusillum Z07020
Lineage: Eukaryota; Fungi; Ascomycota; Eurotiomycetes; Verrucariales; Verrucariaceae
Exons: 1
Coding region: 1-744 (247 amino acids)
Source: RefSeq, a predicted model, not a curated record